Molecule: messenger RNA, 2961 nt
Organism: Medicago truncatula (barrel medic)
Lineage: Eukaryota; Viridiplantae; Streptophyta; Magnoliopsida; Fabales; Fabaceae
Product: probable LRR receptor-like serine/threonine-protein kinase At3g47570
Exons: 3
Coding region: 1-2961 (986 amino acids)
Biological process (GO): protein phosphorylation
Molecular function (GO): protein binding; ATP binding; protein kinase activity
Source: RefSeq, a predicted model, not a curated record
AUGGUGAAUCUAUCAUCUUGCCUCUUACUUUUUUUGCUAUCAUUGCAUUGUUUUGUGGCUAGCUUAGCUACGUAUACAAAAAACAUCACAACAGAUCAAUAUGCUCUCCUAGCAUUCAAAUCACUAAUUACUUCAGACCCCUAUGAUAUUUUGUCUAAUAAUUGGUCAACUACAUCUUAUGUAUGUAGUUGGGUUGGUGUCACUUGUGAUGAGCGACACAAUAGAGUCAACAGUUUGAAAAUAUCAAACAUGAGACUUGGAGGCACUAUUUCUCCAAACCUGGGGAAUUUGUCGUUCCUUGUUAUACUUAACCUCUCCCACAAUAGUUUCAGUGGUCAGUUUCCUAAAGAGAUAUAUCGGUUGCAUCGAUUGAAGGUUAUUUCUAUCUCCUUUAAUGAGUUUGAAGGAGGAAUUCCUGAAGUGUUGGGGGACUUAUCACGACUUCAAAUUUUGAAACUUGGCGCUAACAAUUUUAGUGGUUUUCCUCCCCAAUCUAUUGGUAAUCUUCGCCAGUUAAAAAGUUUGGAUAUUAGUCAGAACAUGUUGUCUGGACCCAUACCUCAAACAAUUUCAAACAUGUCUUCACUUGAAUAUCUUGGUUUACAGUAUAACUACUUUUCAGGUACGAUUCCCAAGGAGAUUGGUUAUCUUGAUAAACUUGAGCGACUAUUAUUGUUUAACAAUAGGUUAAGUGGAUCUAUUCCUUCCAAAAUCUUGAACAUGUCAUCACUCACUGCUUUAGUGGUUGAUCAUAAUAGUCUCUCAGGCCCACUUCCAUCAAAUACGGGAUAUAGCCUUCCUAGUUUGCAAUAUCUAUACUUGAAUGAAAACAAUUUUGUUGGAAAUAUUCCAAAUAACAUAUUCAACUCUUCUAAUCUGAUUGAUUUUCAAUUGUAUGACAACGCAUUCAGUGGAACUCUACCCAAUAUUGCUUUUGGAAAUUUAAGAUUCCUUGAAUUCUUUCUCAUAUAUGACAACAAUUUGACAAUAGAUGAUUCUCAUCAAUUCUUUACUUCCUUGACAAAUUGUAGAUAUUUGAAGUAUCUAGACUUAUCAGGUAAUCAUAUACCCAAUCUUCCUAAGUCAAUUGGAAACAUAACUUCAGAAUACAUCAGGGCAGAAUCAUGUGGAAUUGGUGGUUAUAUUCCCCUAGAAGUUGGAAACAUGAGCAACUUGCUAUUUUUUGAUAUGUAUGACAAUAAUAUAAAUGGACCAAUACCUCGUUCAGUCAAAGGGUUACAGAAACUUCAACAUUUGAGUCUUAGCAAGAAUGGACUACAAGGAUCAUUUAUUGAAGAGUUUUGUGAAAUGAAGAGUUUGGGUGAGUUGUAUCUAAACAAUAACAAGCUCUCUGGAGUUUUACCAACAUGUUUGGGAAAUAUGAGUUCUAUUAUAAGGUUAUACAUAGGAUCUAACAGUCUGAACUCUAAGAUACCUUCCUCUCUUUGGAGUGUCAUAGAUAUCUUACAGGUAGAUUUGUCCUCUAAUGCGUUCAUCGGUAAUCUGCCACCUGAGAUUGGGAAUUUGAGAGCAAUUAUACUAUUAGACCUAUCAAGAAAUCAGAUUUCAAGCAACAUUCCAACAACCAUCAGUCCCUUACAAACAUUGCAGAAGCUCUCCUUAGCAGAUAAUAAACUGAAUGGAUCAAUUCCUGAAUCACUUGGUCAAAUGAUAAGCUUGAUCUCUUUGGACUUGUCCCAAAAUAUGUUAACUGGUGCUAUUCCAAAAUCCUUAGAAUCACUUGUGUAUCUCCAAAACAUCAACUUCUCAUAUAAUAGAUUACAAGGAGAGAUUCCUGAUGAUGGACAUUUCAAAAAUUUCACAGCUCAAUCAUUUAUGCAUAAUGAUGCACUUUGCGGAGAUCCUCACUUCCAAGUACCUACAUGUAGUAAGCAAGUUAAGAAAUGGUCAAUGGAAAAAAAGCUUAUAUUGAAAUACAUACUUCCCAUAGUUGUGUCAGCCAUUUUGGUUGUUGCUUGCAUCAUAGUUUUAAAACAUAAUAAAACGAGAAAGAAUGAAAAUACUCUUGGAAGGGGUUUGUCAACUUUGGGAGCUCCAAGAAGAAUAUCAUAUUAUGAACUUGUGCAAGCAACAAAUGGAUUCAAUGAGAGUAAUUUCCUUGGAAGGGGAGCAUUUGGAUCUGUUUAUCAGGGCAAGCUUCUUGAUGGUGAAAUGAUUGCCGUUAAAGUAAUUGAUUUGCAAUCAGAGGCAAAAUCAAAGAGCUUUGAUGCAGAAUGCAAUGCGAUGAGAAAUCUACGACAUCGGAAUUUGGUAAAGAUUAUCAGCAGUUGCUCAAAUCUUGAUUUCAAAUCAUUGGUGAUGGAGUUCAUGUCAAAUGGAAGUGUAGAAAAAUGGUUAUAUUCAAAUAACUAUUGUCUAAAUUUCUUACAAAGGUUAAAUAUAAUGAUAGAUGUUGCAUCUGCAUUGGAAUAUCUUCAUCAUGGUUCUUCAAUACCUGUGGUUCAUUGCGAUCUAAAGCCUUCCAAUGUCUUGUUGGAUGAAAAUAUGGUGGCACAUGUUAGCGAUUUUGGUAUUGCCAAGCUCAUGGAUGAAGGACAAUCUCAAACUCAUACACAAACUUUGGCUACUAUUGGAUAUCUUGCACCAGAGUAUGGUUCUAGAGGAAUUGUUUCUGUCAAAGGAGAUGUGUACAGCUAUGGAAUUAUGCUAAUGGAAAUCUUUACAAAGAGAAAGCCAAUAGAUGAUAUGUUUGUUGCAGAACUAAGCUUGAAGACAUGGAUCAGUCGAUCAUUGCCUAAUUCCAUUAUGGAGGUCAUGGAUUCAAAUUUAGUCCAAAUAACUGGGGACGAAAUUGAUGAUAUAUUGACUCACAUGUCAUCUAUUUUUAGUUUAGCUCUGAGUUGUUGUGAAGAUUCACCUGAAGCAAGAAUCAAUAUGGCAGAAGUUAUUGCUUCACUAAUCAAAAUCAAGACUUUGGUUGUUGGCGCAAACGCAGUCUAG